This is a messenger RNA of Parastagonospora nodorum SN15, 420 nucleotides long. RefSeq lists its product as hypothetical. Bases 1 to 420 code for a protein of 139 amino acids. NCBI's taxonomy places the organism in Eukaryota, Fungi, Ascomycota, Dothideomycetes, Pleosporales, Phaeosphaeriaceae. The record is from RefSeq and is a predicted model, not a curated record. The transcript has 3 exons.
AUGUGCGACGCGCUGAAGGACCUGUGCCGCUUGCAGCCUCGCCAGCCACCCAAUAACUCGAAAAUCUCAAGCUCUUCCAUCAAGCACGCAUGGCACAUCCUUCUAUGGCACGAUUUGACAUCUAGGGAGUUCUUGGAUCACAGCGUCCAUCGUAGCGCGCCCGCACUCUUGGACCUGGACGUUCUCACCGCGAACUCGGCAGCAUGGACCACAGCAUCACCAGGCCUGCAAUGGCUAGCGAGGGCGAAAAUCUCUCCGGUAUUUGUCCCAGCCUUAGCCGACCUAUUCUGGUUGGUCGAGACUGCACUAGAAGAGACAAGCCCGUCCAUUGAGAGCUUGUUGAGCCUCCGGGAUGUCGCAUGGGAGCUAAUGCACCCCGCCGCGCAUCCAACAACGCCGCUCUCCGACAUGCUGCACUAA